CCACUAUCACCUUUGCACUCAACCCAACGCACUGACCUUUCUUACGGGAAUUUUGGAAGCCUUUAUCAAGCUCUUCGACUCGCCAAGAUUCUCGUUCAGCUCUACUUGGCCACGACCAGCUUCACGCACGAGACUAGCUUUGCAGCGUUUAUCAGGAUCACUUAUUCAGGCUCGUUAGCAGAACGCCAAACGUCGCGCACACUAUCGGGUGGCACAGAACACGCAACUUCGUCUUGACCGCUCAAGUAGUGAACAGCUAGGAUGUCGGGAGCUCCAACGAGAUCAAACCUGCUGCGCUUGUACAGAGACUAUAUGCGGACUGCGCAGAGCUUCUCAUCAUACAACUUCAGGACGUACUUUCAACGUCGAUCGCGGGACAUGUUCAGAUCUGCAUUGCUGCCUGAGCACGUCGCAACCUCUUCUCCUUACUCUCAGUCCGGCAACGUCACGGAGCCCGUAUCGCCCUCCACCCUGACAUCCACUCCACCCACCGGUCUCUCUUCGCCAGCAACGCAAGACGAGAUGUUGAAAGCGUGGUACGACUCUGCUAGAAAGGAUUUGGCGGUGCUUAGAAGAUCUGCUUUGACCAAUCAGAUGUAUGCGGGAGAGAAGUUGGUGGUGGAACAACCCAGACUGGUCGUUGGAGGUGGAGGUGCAGGUGGAGAGGCCGCUACGGGAGGAAGCGGUCAACCGGUCAGUGGACCUCAGAGCGGUGGAGGUGCGCCGCCUAGCGGAUGAGGGGAGAAGACCGCGCAGCGAUGCACACAUGCCGAGUUGCCAUCCAGACCGACCACUACUCAAUGCAUGAGCCUCGUGUAUGCUUGUCCGGUCACGAGUCUACCGAAUCUUUGCUCCGG
This is a messenger RNA of Ceraceosorus guamensis, 857 nucleotides long. RefSeq lists its product as hypothetical. The record is from RefSeq and is a predicted model, not a curated record. The transcript has 2 exons. Gene Ontology annotation, biological process: iron-sulfur cluster assembly. The coding region runs from base 262 to 738 and encodes 158 amino acids. Lineage: Eukaryota; Fungi; Basidiomycota; Exobasidiomycetes; Ceraceosorales; Ceraceosoraceae. Gene Ontology annotation, cellular component: L-cysteine desulfurase complex; mitochondrion.